Molecule: messenger RNA, 954 nt
Organism: Vairimorpha ceranae
Lineage: Eukaryota; Fungi; Microsporidia; Nosematidae
Exons: 1
Coding region: 1-954 (317 amino acids)
Source: RefSeq, a predicted model, not a curated record
AUGUUUGUACUUCAAAAGAUUCCUUUUCCUCUGUCAGUUACUGCAAUAUUACUUUUUAAUACAUACAUAUCUUUAAGAACAAAAACAGAUAUACAACUACCUGAAAAUAUCUCAAAUAGAAUAUUUUUAUAUGUAAAUAUAAUCACAUUAUCAUAUUAUAUCAUCUUUUUGAUAUUAAUUUUUUACUUUAUUAAUUAUCUUUCAUAUUUUAAUCUAAUUUAUAUUUUAUAUGCCUUAUAUUGCUUUUAUAAAUCAGAAGGAAUGUAUGAGAGGAUAUGUAUAGUAUUAAGUCUUGUACAUGUCAUGUACAAUUUAUAUAAAUUAACUAAUAGUAAAAAUACCAAUGAAGAUAAUAUAGUUACACUAGAUACACAUUAUAUAAAAGUAAAUUUAAGUUUUUUUAUCUUUGAAGUAUUAGAUUACUUUUCUUUAAUUAAAAUUGAUAGUGGAUGGAAAUCAAUAAGAAAAGCAUUAAUAUUUUUAGCCUCAAAAUCUACAAAAUUAGUACCGAUAUUAUUAGUAACUAAUGUAAUAAUACAAAUACAAUGUAAAUUAUACAGUAAUUUUUAUACAGAUGUUCUAUUAGAGUGGAUAUUUGCAUUUUUAAUUUAUCUACUAAUUAUAAAUUACUUUAUUCAUAUGUCAAUUUAUGCAUGUAAAAAUCUUAUAGUAUCAGAUAGAACUUACAAGAUAGAAAUGUGUUUAGCAAAUAUUAUGAUAUCACUUUUUAAUUAUGUUUAUAUUUUAGAAAGAAAAAAUAAGAAAAAUAUAGAAAUUUCUAAUAUCUUAAUUCUUAUGGGAUAUUUUUAUAUGUUAAUUAUAAAUAGAAUAUAUAGUAAUAUUAUUUAUAAUGAUUAUAUUAGAAAUAGUAUAUUAUUUUAUAGUAGUACUAUAAUAUUCUCAUUAAGUGUGAUUUGUAUAUCCUUGUCGCUGAUUGAACUUAAAGAGAUGUAG